AUGGAUUCAUUUGCUAUGUUGAACGAGGAAGUGUUCAAGCAUCUAUGCAGCUUAGCUAUCGACAAGGUGAGCGACAAAGCAGAAAAGAGAAGGGCCGGUUGUGGUGGAGUAGCAAUGAGAAAGAGGCUUCUUAUCAAAAACUUCGUUAAUGACCUGUGUCGGAAGAAAGCUGAGGAUGAGGAACAAGAGGACAAAAGCUGUUCAGUUCAGGGAUACAACGAUGUGUAUGCUCAGAACGACGAGAAUGACGACGACACCGAUUCGUCUGCUCGGGAAGUCCCUAACGCUAAUAUGGAUGAAAUCAUCGAAGAAGCGGAUAGCUUACCGAACGAUGAUGACGAUAUGAUCCAUGCGCACGAUAUCUGGUUGGAUUCUGCAGCGAUGCCUGACAACACUGCUCUUUCAGAUGCUAUAAUGUUUGAUUCUGUGCAUUCAGGUCGUGAUGGAGCAAUUGGUCGUUUGGACGAUAAGUCAAGCGAAUCACGGCUCACCUUAUAUUCCUUGUAUUCGUCUGUUUCUGAAUCUGCUGAUAGAGGAGAAGAGUCACUGUCAGCGUGUGAUCCACAAGAGUCGUUACUACCGAACUGUUUGUACGAUUGCAUGCAGUCGCCGACGUUUGAUACCGCUCCGUUGACGUCACUGUCAGCAAUCAGCAAUUUGUCAUCCGUGUGUGAUAUGAAUAAUUCAUCAACCAUACAACCUGUUUUGGCUGAAGAAAGUGAUCAAAUUUUCCUUUCACUUGGCAAUCACAAGUACUCUGAUCUCAAAACAUAUAAUCCCGAGUUCCCACCUUCGUCCACUUCUCUACUGCCGACUAGUAUAAAUAAUCAAUCUCGCAUCAGCUGUUCUGUGGCAACAAAGCGUCGGAGCGAUGAGAUGCUACUCUACGACUCCAUCAACGCUGAGAUUGCCUAUCAAAAGAAGAUCAAACUUUGA
This is a messenger RNA of Haemonchus placei, 936 nucleotides long. NCBI's taxonomy places the organism in Eukaryota, Metazoa, Nematoda, Chromadorea, Rhabditida, Trichostrongylidae. The record is from the annotation of a GenBank genome assembly.